Messenger RNA from Myxozyma melibiosi, 955 nucleotides. RefSeq names its product clathrin light chain. The record is from RefSeq and is a predicted model, not a curated record. NCBI's taxonomy places the organism in Eukaryota, Fungi, Ascomycota, Lipomycetes, Lipomycetales, Lipomycetaceae. Gene Ontology annotation, molecular function: clathrin heavy chain binding; structural molecule activity. Gene Ontology annotation, biological process: clathrin-dependent endocytosis; intracellular protein transport. Bases 146 to 826 code for a protein of 226 amino acids. Gene Ontology annotation, cellular component: clathrin coat of coated pit; plasma membrane; clathrin coat of trans-Golgi network vesicle. The transcript is spliced from 4 exons.
GGCCCCAGCCACGUUUCAGCCACUUGAGGCGCACGCACUGCGCAUCCCUCCGCCAUCACCACAACCUCCUCCGCCAGAUUCCACCCGCUCUCCAGCUCCAAUCUUCUAUUCCCAAUCACUUCUACGCAGCUAACCAGAGCAGACAAUGUCAUACUUCCCCUCCCUUGAAGAGAUUGACGGCGGCGUCACCGAGGCCCGCUCAAUUGACGAUGCCGGCGCGAACGGCAGCAGCGGCGACGUCCUCGACUUUGGCGUGCCCGACAGCGAGGCCGAUUUCGUUGCCCGCGAGAAAGCGGUGCUCGGGGACUCGGACGCUGCUGCGCUCACGACCGACGGCGGUGAUCUUUUGAAUGGCGAUGCGCCCGAGGAGUUGAUCGGCGGCGAGAGCGCUGCGUUCAGUGCCCAGUCUUUCGAGACCCCAGUAGCGACAGACUACGAGGCACCCGCCCCAGUUGAAGAAGAAGAGCCCGAUGUGAUCAAGGAAUGGAGAGAACGUCGAGAACUUGCGAUCCAGCGACGAGACGAGCAAAGCGAAGCCAAAAAGAAAGAAACCCGUGAAGCCGCAAAGCAGGCGAUCGACGACUUUUACGAAAACUACAAUGACAAGAAAGAGAAAGCCAUCGCGCAGACAAGAGAGGAAGAAGCAGAGUUUAUAAAGUCACAGGAAAGCACAGUCUCCGGCGGCACGACCUGGGAACGCAUCGCCAAGCUCGUCGAUCUCUCGGAGAAGAACGCGCGGACGGCCAAGUACGACAAGACCCGGUUCAGAGAACUGCUGCUCUCGCUCAAGAACGAUCCCAAUGCUCCCGGCGCGAAGGGUUAUUAGAUGUAUUUGUGAUGGAACGGGGAGGAACGGAUGAACAAUAUCUUUGUACAAAUAGAUCGUGAUACACAAUCAGAUUCAUUCAUUGUCUAAGCUAUUUAUGUAUAUCUCUUGAACCAAAUUGAAAGAGGA